Desarmillaria tabescens is the source of this 1312-nucleotide messenger RNA. RefSeq lists its product as uncharacterized. The record is from RefSeq and is a predicted model, not a curated record. Lineage: Eukaryota; Fungi; Basidiomycota; Agaricomycetes; Agaricales; Physalacriaceae. The transcript has a single exon. Bases 62 to 1030 code for a protein of 322 amino acids.
UAGGCGCCGUUUGGUGAUGACGUUGUCUUCCUUCCUUCCAAACUCCUGUCCUUGAGAUUCAAUGAUGUCCAGCACCAACAAACUUCUGGACGAACUUGUUCAGAAGCACACUUCCAAGCUCUCCUAUCAAUUUCCGCAAUCCUUCGCUUCUCUUCUGAACACCAACGAGCUACCCAAGGUUGCUGACGCCGACGUUUUAGCUGGCCUAUCCAAAAACGUGUCUGAUGCUCUUCAGUCGGUGACAUCUGACAUUGAAUGUCUCCUCAACACCUAUUUCCAACUGCAAACUAUCCAUCACCACCUCCUACAGGUUGACACCGACUGCAAAAAGGCGAUGCCUCCCCCCGUCGCCCGCCUUCCGACGGAAAUGUUGAUGGAGAUUUUCCGAGUCAGCCAUGCUGUGUGUGAUUCUGAUGACGUCCUCAAUCUCAGCUGGAGUCCGCACGUUAUCAGCCAUGUAUGUCACCUAUGGAGGUCCAUCGCGAUAGAGAAGUGCCCGGAGAUUUGGGCGGAUUUCGGGCUCGAGCGAAACCGGUGGGAUUUUGUGAAAGAUCCCGUGGCUCUGCUUUCCUUGGCGCUUUCCCGCUCUGGUAAUAGGCCAUUGAAGUUUUUAGUUGACGGGGUCGGUGGAAACGACUGCCGGUUAGUAGGUGUGCUGUCGAGUGAGACAAAGCUACAUUGGACGGCACAUGAGAACAGGGAUGAUGGUGUCACUGAAGAGAUCCUGCAGGUUUUGGUCGAACACUGUCACCGUUGGAAGGAUGUUUAUUUUGACAUCCCGCUUCGUCUCUUCCACCUGCUAUGCCCUAUUCGCGGACGGUUACAAGCUCUCGUCGCUUUUUCAUACAAUGAAACCUCCGAUAUCAAUCCAUCGGCACCUAUUUCUGUUGAAUCCGACAUUCUGGACGGCGCACCUGUUCUCGAAACCAUAACGGUAUCAUAUUUUCCUAACAUCGGGAGCCCGAUGGUCAUCUUCAUUCCACGGAUGUGCCCAAAGUUGAAUUCAUUCACGGACAAUCGGAGAUGGUGAGACGAGGAGCUUUACCAGCAUUUUCUCAAUAUCGUUCGAGACUUUCCCGAUCUCCGCAACUUUACUGUCCUUACGGGUUCCUUCCGAAUCGCUGAUCCUCGCAUCGUCAAUCAAUCGAUCACACAACUCACCGCGAGCAACGGAUCCUUUCUUCGCAGUAUCACUUUACCCCAAUUGAAAGACGUGGACUUGAAAAGUCCUGGUUCUGGUUCCCAAGCAGAUAUUCAUGACACCAUUUCGUCAUUGUAUGACCUUGUUGUCCAUUCCGCAUGCUCCCUGACA